CAAUUGUCUUAUCGAUGGUUAAACGUUUAAUCUAUGAAUAAAAUAUAAAGGACCUGGAACGCCGGCUGAAAUCUAUUUUUCAGAAUUUCUUAUCCCAAGUAAAACUGUGUUUUAGUCAGUAAUUUAAUAAAAAGUACAGAGCUUUAGUAAGAGGUUAUUGACUAAAAUGGAAAACGAAAUAUUGGACUCACUUAGCGACUUGAGCUAUGAAGGCCCACUCUCCGAAGAAGCUGUCUUUGCAAAGGCUAUUGAGGGAGGUGCCAAGUCCCUUGACUUCACCAAACUUGUGCAUAUAUUGGCUGAAGAGUUGAAGAAUCUCUGUCACCUCGAAGAGACUGUAAACAUGAUUAAUGAUCCAGACGAUUCAAGCUCUUUCCUGCUGGAACUUAGUUCAUUUUUGAAAGAAUUGGGAUGUCCCUACAAGAAAUUGGUAACAGGUCAUAUGUCAUCUCGACUACAAUCUAAAGACGAUCGUCUGUUACUGCUUGAUUACCUGAUCUCCGAGCUCAUGGCAGCUAGAAUGGUGAAUGUAGAUCGUCCACAAGAUAAGGGCUCAGGCAUGGAGAUUGUUAUGCGUGAAUCUCCAACAGCCAAAGAUCUCAAAGAUAUAUUGAUUACUCUAAAAUUCAACAAACCACCACCGAAUAUCACUCCAGAAGUGCUAUUCUCCAAGCUGGAAGGAAAGUUAAAGGAUACCAUACAAAAGGAAGGUGAACAAUUAGUUGGUAAGCCACUCUACAACAAGGCUUUAAGUGACAAAGAUUGGAAACAAUUGGAGACAAGCUUCACGGAGAUGUUUGAAGAAUACAGACUAAGGAGAGAGACACUUAUAACCAGAUUGGAAUGUACCAUACAAAGUUUUGAGUGGUCAGAUCGAUUGAAAACGCAGAAGGACGCAAUCCAGUCCACUUAUCGUCCGAAACGGGAACAUCUGAAACCGAAGCCAGAUGUGAAACUGUCAGACUUCUUAGCGGCCAGAACGUCGCUGCUGCAAGUAGAGAAGACUUCCAGUGCUACUGUUAGAAAGAAUACCAGAAGCGAUGUCAACAAAGUUCUCAUCGGACAAGUACCAGACCGAGGUGGUAGACCCAAUGAGCAGCAACCUCCACCGCCAGAGAUGCCCUCCUGGCAACAGAGAUCAUCAGCUCCGAGUGGUGGCGGCCGAGGUGGAGGAGGGCGAGGGGGUCGCGGUGGUGAAGGGGGCAGAGGGGGGCGCGGUGCUGAGGGGGGCAGAGGGGGGAGGGGAGGACGCGUGCAAGGCGGCUACGCGCAGACCACCGGAGACAGUAGACCGCAGUCCAGUCAGUCGGGCUACAACGGUCAGAACCAGCGGAAGUUUCAAACUUACGAAGUGCCCCCCGGCGGAUACGAUCAGAACAGAGGACGUUACGAGUCAAACCAGUCCGGGUAUAGCUCGAACCAGUCCGGGUACAACUCGAACCAGUCCGGGUACACGUCGAACCAGUCCGGGUACACGUCGAACCAAUCCGGUUACAACUCAAACCGGUCUAGUCUCGACCUAAACCGUUCCGGUUAUGAUUCGAACCGGUCGAGCUUUGAUAACAGCCGGGGCAGCCAGGGCGGCGGGUACACCCAGGGUUAUGGCGGCGGAUAUCAAACGUACGACAGCCUGGGAAAUUACAGUCAAGGGGGCGGAAACCCGGGCUAUCGGACCCAGAACUACUCGGGCAGUUCAGGGCGGGCCCGCGGCGGCUACAGGACCUCCCGUUGAUGCAGCCCAACAUCGGUCCGCGGACCGCACCGCGCCGCGCCCUCCUACGGCCACAGUGUCCGGUAAUAUCAGGGGUAUAGUAUCAAAUUUCACUACAUCGAAUUCUUUAAUUACUGGUGGUAGGACCUCUCGUGAGUCUGCACGGGUAGGUACCACCACCCCGCCUAUUGCUGCCGUGAAGCAGUAAUGCUUAUAUCUCAAGGUGGGUGGCGCAUUUACGUUGUAGAUGUCUAUUGGCUCCGGUAACCACUUAACACCAGGUGGGUCGUGAGCUCGUCCAUCCAUCUAUGCAAUAAAAAUAAAAUAGAGCACACUUUUGGAACACGCUAUAUAUGUGUGGGCCUAAAGAAAACUGAAAAGAAUAAUUUGAAUGUAAACACAAAUCUCUUGCAAUUUAAUAUUAGUGGAAUUUGAUACUAUACCCCUGACGUAUGCUAUAAGGGCGCGUUUCCACAAACAAUUUGACUUAUGAAUAUCUUGCAAUAGGAAGAAAUAUCGUUGCCUUAAAAAUAUCAUUUAAUAUAAUAUUUAUUUAUUUAUUACACUUCAUGUAAAAUUUACAUUGGCGGACUUAAUGCCUAAGGCAUUCUCUACCAGUCAACCAAAGGUAGUGCAGAGUGAAUAGUGGUAGGUGCAAUGAAAUUUAUAUUAGGUUGCAAAUACAUACAAAAAAAAGUAUAUCUACAUAUAUACAAAAUCACAUAUACAUAUACAUAUACAUACAUACUAAAUAUAUCGUCGAUAGGAAACAAAAUAAUUGCAUUUUAUUUAUUUAUCUUUGUAACUCGCAAUUUAAAUCGAAGCCCGUAAUGUACCGCGCGAUUCUUUGACGCUUUCGCAAUUUAUUAUAUAUUAUCGACUUUUUGGGCGGGAACGCGAGGAGUGUAGUUGUGUGAUUUGUUUUAUUUUGUCUAUUUAGUGUUUCUUCAGGCUUAAAUAUGUAAUAACGGUGGUUUAUUAACUGUUUAAUAUCUGUGAAAGUGCAUGAAUGUGGGAAAAUGAAACAAAGCCGCUGGACGUAACUUCUCGGGAUCCUCUAAAAAGUCCACUGAAACAAUCUCAGUAAACGACCACCAUUUUACUGAGAUUAUAUUUCAUCCCAAAUCAUCUCAUCUCAUUUCAUUUCACUCCAUAUUAUAAUUUUUCAUAAAAAGAACAAUAUAAAUAAAAACAAGACAUAACUUAAAGGUCUUGGUUACCAGGUCAUAAAAUCUCUUUAAAAAAAACGCAAUUUAUAUCUUAGGUUAGACUACGCGAAGCUAUUUUAAAAUACAUAUAACUUAAGAGAAUUGUUUAGUAAAUAAAUAAAUAAAUAUUUGCUAACAAUCACGCCACGUUAACUGGUCCCGUGAUAAGUUCGUAAAGAACUUGUGUUACAGGUACCAGAUAACGGAAAUAAAUGUAAGAUUUUUAUUAUACACAUACAUAUAUUUAAUAUACAUCCAGAACUCUGGAAAAUACAUUUAUAUUUAUCAUACAAAUAUCCUCCCUUGGCGGGAUUCGAACCCGCGACCCCCGUAUGUAGUGACCAUGUCACUUACCAGUACACCAGACGGCCGUUAAAUAAAUAAAAGUUGUUAAUAUAUUGAGUUUGUAAUUAUUGACGGAAAGUGUUUAAAAAACUUGUCACAAUACUUAAAGCCUAUAUUUGAAUUUGCGAUCUAUUAAUAUCUUUGAAGCCAAUUUUAAGCCAAUUUGUUCGUGGAAACGUGUCUUUUCGUCGAAAUUAAUGAGUUUUCCAAACGAUUGUUUAAUUACCAAAUAUAUAGUUAGCUGUUUCAGAUGCCAUACACAAUCAAAAUUGAUAAAUUGAUAUCUAAAUAUUAAACCAUAAAUACGCAAUUGUGUAUUAGCAUUGCCUCUUUUUUAAUGUCUGAACUUAUGAACAUUUGGUAGGCAGCGGCUUGGCUCUGCCCCUGGCAUUGCUGAAGUCCAUGAGCGACGGUAACCACUCACCAUCAGGUGGGCCGUAUGCUCGUCUGCCUACAAGGGCAAUAAAAAAAUAAAAAAAAACAUUUAUCUGAGUGUAUAACUUUUGGCAUUCGUGUAUGCUUAUUAAGUUCCAAAAUCGUUUUUUUCUUUUUUUUUUAUUGCAUAGAUGGAUGGACGAGCUCACAGCCCAUUUGAUGUUAAGUGGUUACUGGAGCCCAUGGACAUCUACAAUGUAAAUGCGCCACCCACCUCGAGAUAUAAGCUCUAAGGUCUCAGUAUAGUUACAUAUUAUAGUUAUAUAUUAUUAGCAUGUACUGAGACCUUAGAACUUAUAUCUCAAAGUGGGUGGCGGCAUUUACGUUGUAGUUGUCUAUUGGCUCCGGUAACCACUUAACACCAGGUGGGCCGUGAGCUCGUCCACCCAUCUAAGCAAUAGAAAAAAAAACUUUAAAUGGCUCUUCUCUAAAGUUAAAAAAAUGUCGCUUAAACCAAACAGCCUUUCCGCCCUCGAUUUAAAUGAAAAUUUCGCAGUUUUGUCUUUCUAGAUAAGGACUAAGUGUUUAAACAGUAAAACUAAAGUUUAUUGUUAUAAUUUUCAGUAUUUUUUUUUGUAAUGCUCACCAAAAUGUAGACCUUAUAUCAUUAUAAUAAAGUAAAUAUAUUUUUACUAGCGACCCGACCUUAUAUCAUUAUAAUAAAGUAAAUAUAUUUUUACUAGCGACCCGCCCUCGCUUCGCUUCAGAAACUGUAAUUUAUUAUUGAUUUCUCCACUAUUUAAUGCAUGUUAUUAUACAUAUAAACCUUCCUCUUCAAUCACUAUCUAUUAAAAAAAACCGCAUCAAAAUCCGUUGCGUAGUUUUAAAGAUUUAAGCAUACAUAGGGACAGACAGAUAUAGGGACAGAGAAAGCGACCUUGUUUUAUAUUAUGUAGUGGUAAUUACUGUCAUUGUGACGUAAUCAUAAAUUCUAUAAUAAUAUGGCGUUUGAAAGUCGUUGUUUGCUCUUUAUUUUUUGGUAAUUAAAAUAUAAAUCGGGAUACCGAAAUUAAUAUAAGUAUCUAAUUCUGAAUUCCGGACACACUGUCGCUGUAACUAACUAAAGGUGCGUAUGAAUAAAAUAGUUUUUAAAAUAUAAAUUUAUAGUAGUCUAAUAAAUUCGUCUUCUCAAGCAUUAUUAAAAAAAAAUAUACAUAGACAUUAAAAAUCAUAGAGAUCGUGUAGAUUCGCCUUUUCUAAACUAAGUAAUAAACAAAUUAUAAAUGUGAAGUAAAUGAAUUUUUAUGUUAUCAUUUUUUUAUAUAUUGUGUUUGAUAAAAAUAAUACUUAUAAAACGCCAAGACUUUUACAUUAGUAGAUAUAAAAAUUUUACUCUUGAUUAUUUUCCGUUUUUUUUUUGUAUCUCCAGUAUGUAUUUUUUCUGAAGAUCUUUAAUAUGCUGUACACUUGGUGAUAGCAAAUAAUAAUAUUGUGACCCUUAUUUUGUAUAUUGUGUUGACGGAGAUCUUAUAAUGAAAUACAGGCAAUUAAAUAGUUAUAGAUCAAUAUAGUAUUUAAAUAUUAUUAUUUUUAAAUAAAUUUGUGUGUAUCUUAUAUCUAUUGGCUUUUUAAAAAAAUAAUAAAGUGAAUAUUUUGCUUCGUAAAAGUAAUAUAUUUGUGUUUAUUUAUUUUUUAAUAUUAAUAUCAAUUUACUGCAAUAAAACAUUUGUAAAUCUAAAUACAGAUUUAUAUAUUAACUUUGAUAGUAACUUUUAUAUAAAUUCUCAGUAAAAAUAAUCUUUUAUCGCUAACAUAUUUGUUAUAAUUUUUAUUAGAAAAUUAGAAUCGUUAUCUACAGACAAGUAUCAAAAAUUUAUCUAUGUGUAUUUAAUUGUUACUUUUAAUUUAAUAUCUACCACAAAUCUAUGUUAAAUGUAAGAGUAUAUCAAUUUGAAAUCUUCCAUGAAAAAACAUAAGUGUUAAUAAUGUGUAGAACCUUAUGUUAAGAUGCAUUAAUAGAGUGACCCAUUUGAUCUUUUAGGUAUUAGUAGUAAUAACAUUUUCUUAUUUAAAUAAACUGCAUUGCAUUUUGAGUA
Molecule: messenger RNA, 5735 nt
Organism: Bombyx mori (domestic silkworm)
Lineage: Eukaryota; Metazoa; Arthropoda; Insecta; Lepidoptera; Bombycidae
Product: protein FAM98A
Exons: 10
Coding region: 167-1732 (521 amino acids)
Cellular component (GO): tRNA-splicing ligase complex
Source: RefSeq, a predicted model, not a curated record